AGUAACGUGCUGUGGAACGGUGCGAGUGGACUAAAGAUUCGAAACUCAAGCCCAAACUCAAGACAUAUUAUGGCUGAGCACAACUUCCCACGGGUCAUUACCCCUCCUCCACUUCAUUUUGAUUCAGCUGCUGGAACUGAAAUGAUGCAGAGAUGUCCUCUCCUUCACCCUCAUCGUCUGCGGUGACAAUUCCAACUCCUGGGAAGUCCAUUCUCAAGAGGCCACCGCCCCAGCAGCAGUCCUUUUUAGCCCGUAUCACCAAACUUCUCCCGCAGACUAAUGCACAAACUGGUGUCAACGAUGAAGCCAAAUCACUGAAGAGAGCUCACUUUAUUCUUCCGGAGAUGACCACCGUCUAUCCUAUAUCUUCUUCUAAUCCACCGUCAACACCCAGCCUGAAAGAGGAGAAGAGAUCUAUUGAGGAGCGGGAGGCUGAGCGACGGAAACGUGUCGUGCGACGCAACUCUGCUGCCAGUGAUCCAGCUGCAGCGGAGGAUCCUUGGUGGACGUUAGAACAGGUUGAGUCGUUCUAUCGUGAAUGUUGUGUGGGUCGUGAAGAAGCUCCAGAUCCCGCUGUUUCUGCUGCACUCCUGCAUGCCAAGCACACCAAUCCACGCACGGUGGACUUGUCGGGUGUACAGUUGACCGUUGGUUCUGCAUCUGUCCUGUCAGACGUGUUUACCAUCGAAUGGGGCCUUCGCAAACUCGUGUUCAAGGAAUGCGACCUUGAUGAACAUAUCCUCAAACCCAUGCUACAUGCUCUUCUUAUUCCAAACAGCCUGGUAUUUUUGUCUGUUGCCUCAAACAGACGACUGAAGCCUCCUGCCUUCCGCCUCAUCGGCGCAUACCUGACCAAGGCAAGGAGUCUGCAAUUCUUGGAUGUUUCCCAAAACUCUCUGGAUAAGAGAUCAGUAGAAUAUAUCGCGGCGGCUUUGCCUGCCGCGCCUACCCCAGGGCUCACUUCGCUUCGAUUAGAUGAUUGUGCCCUACGUCCAACAGCUCUGGACUCCCUCGCUCAUGUCGUCCGAGUUUCGUCGUUGCGGAACAUAUCACUGCGCUAUAACAAGAUCAGCGCAUCGGGCGCAGUCGCGGUAGCACUUAUGAUGAAGGACUAUCCUGAUCGCUACCCAAUAUCGUCUAUCAACGGUAGUGCAACGUCUUCUGCCAAUGUUAGCCCUACUAGUUCUGUUACGUUGCUCUCGCCGCCCGCCACGCCUACCUUCUCACAUGUAACAUUCUCAGCGGUGGACGCUCUGCCGCCUACCCCGCCGCCUCGCUCUAGCCCUAUCCUCCCUCCACCACGCCAUCCUUCCACUGCACCUCAGACCACCUAUACCCCUUAUAUCCCGCGCUCAAAGCGGCUGCAACAGAACGCGUCAAACAACUCAAACCCACUUUCUCCGACAGGACAGCCCAUACCACUCAUCACAUCUUCGGCGCAAGGUGGGAUCACGACGCGGCAUCCCGUUCCUCCUAGUCCGUCACUACCAACGAGUCCCGUUCAGAAUCAUGAUCACGGACCGAGUGCAGCGCUUCUGGAUAAAGUUCGCGCACUAGACUCGCUUCCCCGGUUGGGAGCCCUGCGUACGCUUGAUUUGAGAGGAAACGAUAUACGGGGCGCUGUCAGCUAUAUCGCGCAAGUCCUCAAACGUAACAGAACGUUGAAGGUCCUGAAUUUGAGCGAAAAUAAGCUUGAUGUACAAGCUCUUGUUGUUAUUGCGGAGGCAUUGAAAUAUAAUUCAUGUCUCGAAACACUGGAUCUCAGCAAGAAUCCCUGUUGCGGUCCCAGUCUAGAAGGGGUUCAAUCAUUGAGGACGGCAUUCACCCUGAACAAUGCCCUCAAGCGGCUAUUCCUUUCAUCAACCUCGAUGACAUCUGCUGGUGCCAUUGCCCUAGCAGAAUUCCUUCCUGAGUCAACGUCGCUGCUGCAUCUCGACCUCACGAUGAAUAAUCUAGACCUGGCGGGUGUUAUGGCUUUAAGCUCUGGUCUGAAGGCGAACCACAUCAUGCGUUGUCUCGACCUAAACAUCCCUCCGAGUGACGAGCAAAUGGCUCGCAUGUGCCGUGAUAUACUCAAUACCUGUGUUCGAAAUACCGAAGAGGCCGAGAGACAUUCCGAUAACCGUGGGCAGUCCAAGGGUAUCUGGGGCAUGAUCCAAGAAAGCGAACUGGCGAAGACCUUCCGCCAGGACGAGAAGAAAAAGGUUGAGGACCAAAUCAUUCCGUCAUCUCCCAUCUCGAGCAUCGACACUAACGUUCCAAUCGCCGAACGGAAGGACGAAGAUGUCGUUGCUCAGGCGAAGUCGUGUAAAGCUGAUCUUGAGGACUUCAUCGCCCGUUCACCAUCGUCGUCGUCGGCUCCCGUGUCGCCCAAACACAGGGUAGACCCAGUCUUGAAACAACGAGCUCAGACUGUAUUGGCAUCUUUGGCAUCUCUUAUCGAGGCAACCGGAGAUCCGAAUCAGCUGGAGGUGCUGUUGACUCUGAACGAUGAGCUGACGGGCCUAAUGUCCUUCGCAUCAUGUUCGCCAACGAGUGCGAACCUCAACGGCCUUGGUAUCCGGAUAGACACGGAGAAAGCUUCUUUUGCCACGAGCAAUGGUCAUAUAGUACCAGCGGACGCUAGCGAUGUAGAAGAAGAGCCGGUUACUCCUAGAGUCGAUAAGGGCAAAGCUAGAGCAGAACCGGAACCUGAGGAACCUGAAAAGGUGCUCACCCCAACAACUUCCUUCCGUAUCUCUGAAUCGGAUGAUGAAGAUGACGUUCGACUCGAGAUCGAGGAAGGCGUGGAGGACGUUGUUUCCCCUACUGAUCGGUCUAGAAGUUUGGUAGCUGAGGAAGGAGAAGUCUUCAGGAAGGGCGUCGUUCUUUUGGGACCAGAGGAGAUGGAGGGAGAGUACGACGGGGAGGAACUGCGGAAAGAGGUCGCUUCUUGAAGCGAUGGUUGAACGCCCUCCACCGAGGUCACUGCAAGAUGGCUUCCUCGACGACGAUAUCCAUCCUCUGGAUGUACCGCCACCGACGCCAGUUUCUCCGCAAGAGUCAGCCAAGCCACCUCCUCGCCCUUAUGUCCGUCGCUCGAGGUCGUCGUCAACUGCAACGGUUACCUUGGACACACAGAACCUCCACUCUGUCGCGGAUAGACUGAAGGAUGCCCACCUUCACAGAUCCACGUCUGCUAAUGGCAGCCCUAUCUCUUCUUCACCGUCGAGCACACCUAGUUUGUCAAGUCGAUCGAGCUCGAAGGACUCGCGGUGAAUUGUUUCUGUCCCACGUGGAUACACUACCUCUCCUUGGUUGUCAGUGAUACCAGGUCUUUGCAUACCAUACGUCCUUUUUGGAUGUCCACACGCUCCUUUCCAUGUCAUCCAAUCUUUAACUUGUCGUGUCUCGUUGCAUGCUGGAAUAUUCCGUACAUAGGUAAUUUAGAAUUUGUUGUUUCGAGAUCGGCCUCUGCGAUGCCCACCUUCAUACUACUAAUCUUCAUAUAUUUUUAUGUCUCUUAUAGACACUGCUGUUCGGAACCAUGUCAUUUUACGGACUGUUUAGGCUAUGUAUGUCCAUUGCAACGGCAUGAUAUUUCAGGAGUCGACAU
This is a messenger RNA of Somion occarium, 3595 nucleotides long. The record is from the annotation of a GenBank genome assembly. Lineage: Eukaryota; Fungi; Basidiomycota; Agaricomycetes; Polyporales; Cerrenaceae.